Molecule: messenger RNA, 1553 nt
Organism: Polyodon spathula (Mississippi paddlefish)
Lineage: Eukaryota; Metazoa; Chordata; Actinopteri; Acipenseriformes; Polyodontidae
Product: periphilin-1-like
Exons: 7
Coding region: 94-834 (246 amino acids)
Biological process (GO): protein localization to heterochromatin; negative regulation of gene expression, epigenetic; negative regulation of DNA-templated transcription
Cellular component (GO): nucleoplasm
Source: RefSeq, a predicted model, not a curated record
CCAAGCGGCAGUCAGUGUCAGUGAAGUGACUAAAGCGUACGUCUAUCUAGGUAGUUGUACACCAACACUUGCCGUUUGUGGUAUAGAGAUGCAAUGAGUUCUUCAAGAAAACGAGAUGGCAAACAUGAAUCAAAUGAUCAGAGGCAGAAAAAGAGUGAAAACAGAAGUUCCAAAAAACAUGAAACCAAGGACGACAGAAGACAUUCCAGAAAAAGUAGAAGUCCGUUGAGACCUCCUCCGGUCAGACCACCUAUGACGUUCAGACCUCGGUCUGGGAGACCGUUUUUCAAAGCCAGAUAUUUUAGAAAGGAAGAACCCUUUUUCAGAACACCAGGAUUCCGUUGUAGGUUCCAAAGACCACCAAGAUCACAGAGAGGCUUGUCUCCGAAAAGACCACAUGCAACAUCCCCAUCAACUGCCAGCCACUGUGAUUUAAAGAAAGAUAGUAAAUGUGCUUCAGAACAGCUACAAGAUCUGACGGGAAAUAAAAGUAAUGAUAAGGGUCUGGAGUCUAAUUUCUCAGUUAAGGAACAGAUGUUCCAAGAGAUUUCACCUGGCAACAAAGAGCCUUCCUCUUUGGUGGCCCGCGCUGCUUUGCGUAACAGAGCCAUUCAGCAAAAGAGGAAAGAAAUCGAAGAGGUCUACAAGCAGGACUGUGAGACAUUUGGAAUUGUGGUAAAAAUGUUGAUUGCAAAGGACCCUUCUCUGGAGCAGUCAAUCCAGUUUUCUCUACAGGAGAAUCUCAAGGAAAUUGGAUUCCGAUGUGUUGAGGCGAUGCAGGACUUCAUUUGUGAUUAUGACUCAAGGCCCCCCAACAUAUUUACACAGCACUAGUCUUAAUGUACUUAUAUACUGUACGUACUAUAAUUAGGCUUGCUACUAUUUGAUUUUAAUUAUUUUGCCAAAUCAGUGAUUAAUAUCGACGUUUAUUGAUGGAAGAAUUUACAAUUUUUUAUGCCAUUGAGAAGCUUCUCAUUUAGCGAAACCCCUUUAUCAUAUUCAACAUGCAGCGAAGCCAUGGUUACCAACAUUCUAAUUGAAAUAAUGUUUGGUUAUAGCAGAGCUACCUUGUAUAGAUAAAGAACCUACACAAAUUUGCAAUAUAAAAGUAUAAUACACAGACUUUUAUAGCACGAAUAACAUACACAGAACAAAACAUUCUAUAGCUGAACAGAACUAACAUGCACUUAUUAUCCAGAGUCUGAGCUCCACCCCUCUCCUGCUUCAGCACAGCAAGGCAGGGGCCCGCUUUGUCGUGAUGCGGAGACUUCAGCCAUCGAUCAGGGUAUUGUGCACAAUACUUAUUAAGUGUUUUCCACUUGAGCCCCACUUUCAAAUCAAACUAGUAACUGUCACCGUUUUUAUACCUAUAGCAAAAGCCUACCUACACCUUAACCUGCUAAUUUCAAAGUAGCCUCUUUGAAUGACAGGUGCAAAUAAAAGGACACAGUCGGUGCAGGUUUGAUUGACAGUCAUUUCAACGAAUGAGAGCAUUCUAGCGCUGCUUUAGUCAAUGAAAUCUGUCAGAACAGGAUGAAAUGACUGACGGUGAA